UGUGUGUGUGUGUGUGUGUGUGUGUGUGUGUGUGUGUGUGUAUAGCACAAGGGAGCAGGGGGAUGAUGAAGAGGGAGUACAACAUGCAUCAACUGGUGUCUGCUGUUUGUGUGUGUCUGUGGAGUCCUUGGUCUUGUGCUCGCGUUGACGUCACCCUUGUAGAUUAGCGUCUGUAUGGUGUGUGUGUGUUUAUGGCUGUGUUUUCUGUAGACGUUAAAACUGAACGGUUUGACGCGGGAGGCGUGACAUCAUGAAAGUGAAGGCCAGGAAAUGAGAGGGUGACGACGAUUGAGUGUUUACAUGAAGCAGGUGUGGGUGGGGGAGGAGAGGGGGGAGGCGGGGGGGCGGAGGGCGAUAAGGGAGAUAAACAGCCCGUCAGGGUUGGCUGACGGUACAGCGUGAUUGGACGAAUUCAGUGAGGACAGUAACGAAAAGAAAUUGGGUGCAUGUGGCGGAGAGAACAGGUGUUUAGAUAAUCCCAUCUAUCUCAUAGCCUUCAUCACACCACCCCUCUUCACACCAACACAAACACACGUGCGUACACACACACCUACAUAUGCAUAUUCCAUCGCCUCAAAAACAAUACACCUUUUGUAGAGAGGGGGUUACCUAAAGUCAAACGGGCAAAGGCACAUGGGAAAUCCUGUGUAAAAAAAGGGUUUACGAAAGCGUAUUAAAGUUUUCCCUCCCUCUAUCUCCCCCUCCCUCACCCCCACCCCACUAUCUCCUUCCUUUUUUAAUCCUCCAGCCACCAUGAAGAAGCACAAUGGCCCGAAUGGACAGGGCCGGAAUGGCGUGGACGUCGCCGCCCUAUCUGAGGGCGAUCUCCUGCUCCAGGCGUUGAACGGCUUCGUGAUCGUGGUCACCGCUGAGGGAUUGGUCUUCUACUCCUCUUCCACAAUCCAAGACUACCUGGGCUUCCAUCAGUCGGACGUGGUCCACCAGAGUGUGUACGAGCUCAUCCACACAGAUGACCGGGGCAUGUUCAGAGAGCAGCUUCACUUCGCUCUCAACCCCAAACUCUAUGCAACAGAACAAGGUGGAGACGUGUCGGCCUUGCAGUGCAGCAGCGACCAGGUGAAGUAUGACCCCGAGAGACUCCCCCCGGAGAACUCCUCCUUCCUGGAGCGGAGCUUCGUCUGCCGUUUCCGCUGUCUCCUGGACAACUCCUCUGGCUUCCUGGCUUUGAAAUUCCAAGGGCGCCUGAAGUACCUCCACGGCCAGAGCAUGAUGGGCGAGGACGGCUCGCGGGUCCAGUCUCAGCUAGCCCUGUUCAGCAUCGCCGUCCCCGUCCAGACUCCAUCCAUCCUGGAGAUCAGGACCAAAACACUCAUCUUCCAGACCAAGCACCAGCUGGACUUCACCCCGAUGGGCAUCGACAACAGGGGGAAGGUUGUUCUCGGCUACUCAGAGCUCGAGUUGUGUAUGCGAGGCUCGGGGUACCAGUUCAUCCAUGCAGCUGACAUGAUGUACUGCGCAGACAACCACAUACGCAUGAUAAAGACAGGCGAGAGUGGGCUGAGUGUUUUCCGACUGCUGUCCAAAUCGAGUGGCUGGGUGUGGGUGCAGGCCAACGCCAAGCUGGUGUACAAAGGAGGGAGACCGGACUUCAUCAUUGCACGCCAGAGAGCUUUAGUCAAUGCCGAGGGAGAGGAGCACCUCAGGCAGCGCCGGCUCCAGCUGCCCUUCAGCUUCACCACGGGGGAGGCCAUGCUCUAUGAGGUGGGCCCCAGCCUUGACGUCACGCAGAUCGAGACCAGUCAAAGCUUCACCAGCGGCCAGCAGGAGGAGGUGGGCGGCUUACUGGGCUGCUUCCUCAACCAGGACAAGAACGUCUAUGUGCAGGACUCGGAGGCCCAGCUCCCGGUGGACCAGGUGUUCAUGGAGAGCCGGGCGCUUGUCAACGUGCCCAGCGACCCCUGGCAGGCCCUGCGGCUGCAAGGGGACGACGGCGGGAACAUGAUCAAGGAGGAGGGCGUCACUUCUGUGUCGGCCAUGAUGAACGCCCUGGAGGACUUCGUGGAGAACGGGGAGCUGGUGUCGGCCCUGGAGGGGCUGGACGUGGAUGCCGGCGAGCUGAUGGAGUGGGAGAACACGCUCAAGAAGCUCAGUCAGGAGGAGAACGGCGAAAACGCCGACCAGACCAAGUACGAGCUGGAGAGCCUGCUCAGUAAUGACAUUUUUGCCUACGUGGACAAUGUUUUGUUUAAGGAAAUCGCAGAGGCUAAUUUAAAUACGAGCCAGUCUAGCUGCUUUUCGCCCGUCAACAAUAAUCAAUCCGACCUCUUCGGUCAGAGGGCGCACUACUCUGGCUCCGGGGACACUUGUGACAUGAUGAUGUUUCAGUCGCCUGCUGUUGGCGCAAACGCUGUCUCCCACGCCAAGGGCCUCAGCCCUGCGGUGGCGCCGCAGCCCAUGCACAACCGGCCGGCAAGCGUAGCGGCCAAAGGCUUGCCCCCACAAACCCCGGCGUUGUUUAACAGCACUCAGAAACUCUCCCAUUAUGGACCCGCCAUCCCUGAGGCCGUCCCCCGGCUUUCCGCCACCCCUCAGCUGCUCACAGACUUUUUCAACCCCUCCGUCAACCUCCCGGGCCUCAACCUUCCCAAGUUGCCGUUGGCCAGCAACGACCUGCGGACCUUUGAUCCUUGUGGACAGGCGUCGAUCAGCCACUAUCAAGGGCUGGCCGGCAACGCGAUGUCCAACCAGAUGCUGUCCAACCAGACGCCGUCCAAGCAGACGCUGUCCAACCAGACGCUGGCAAACCAGAUGCUCUCCAACCAGACGCUGUCCAACCAGACACUGUCCAACCAGACGCUGUCCAACCAGACGCUGGCAAACCAGAUGCUCUCCAACCAGACGCUGUCCAACCAGAUGCUCUCCAACCAGAUGCUCUCCAACCAGAUGCUCUCCAACCACACGCUGCCCAACCAGACGCUGUCCACCACGACGCUGUCGCCUCAGUCCCUCCAGCCAUGCCCCCUCACCGGAGGGCCCGCAGCCCCCAUGGGGGCCAACGGACACUUUCUCCAGGGUUCCAUUCAGCAACCGGCGGUCCACAUGGCACCCAACGUGGUGGCCCCUGCGCCGUCCAACCUCCCUCACAAUGACUUUUCCAUGCCGGCCAAUCCCAGCGAAAACAGCGCUCUCUUUACUGGCAACUGCAUGGUGCAGGGCGGCGCCCCAUUUCAAACACACAGCAACCACAGAGCACCGCAAUGGCAGCCGGACCUCCAGCGCCAGCAUCAGCCUCUAGCCCAUGCCAGCGUGGCUCAGAAUUCACACACACUGCCAGCUGGCAGCCACAGCCAAGCCUUUGAGAGCCAGCGACUCGCUGGCCUCUGGGCACAGAACUAUAACGGAAUGAACCAGCCUCCUCCGCACCGAGGCCUGGCCGGCCCCCUGCGGACCAAUCCCAGCAGCUGCAUGCUGGACAAGCCCUUGCACCCGCCUCCCGCCACACACACCCUCGGCCACCCUCACCCCCACACCAACGGCAACCUGGCCAGCGCCAACGGCACGGGGCUCGUCCCCGCCAUGCAGCUGUGCCAGAGGGGCAACGAGGCACCGGCUCUGCACCAGAGCCCUCCGAAGGGCUACGUCCAAUGGGGCCAGGGCCAAGGCAUGCCCCCGAUGGGCACCGCCGCCACGGGCCAGGAGAACGCCGCCUUUGGCGCGACGCCGCGGCAGCUGCUGCCGGCUAACAUUUCCUCGGGCGCGCCAGACGAUAUGGCAGCCAUGCCGCAUUACCUGGACGGCAACAAACACACACAGAUGCUGAGCCUCCCUACUGAAGACAACGAUCUGCUCGCCAUACCUCCCCUCGUCGAUGGAAAUAUUUACUUUUCCGAUCAGUCACAACUCAACUGUUGCAACUUCUGAGUUUGAAACGCAUCCUCUCCUUAAACCACAGCGAGGGCGAGCGAGGGCAUGGAUAACGUUUACUUAACAAAGCCCUUAUCAGUGCUGGGCCACGCCGCUUCAGAUGUGAUCAUCAAAAAAAUGUUAUCCUUAUAAUUAAUAUUAUGUACUGUAUAAAAAAAGAGCAGUAGCCAGUGUGCCUUGAGUAAUAAUGAAGUAUGAAGCCACAAGUGCAUUUAUUAAGGAAGGAACUUGAGCCAGCUAGGGACAUUGGCUAAGUUCCUCCUCUUUACCAAAGGACUUCAGUUUUAAAGGCAAUCCGGAAGGUCGUCUAUUUUUCUCUAAUCCUAAAGGACUAAAGUCACCCAUGGAUAAUAUCACCCCUCACGUUUUAAAUGCAUGAAAUGCAUUUAAAGAGGAUGAGAAAUUUAUCUUGCUUUUUUUCAAGAAAACAUUAAGAAUUUCAUUCCAAAAUGGCCUCUCUAAAAUGUACAAAGUGCCACAUCUGCUCAUACCAAAUGGUGGCUUUCAUUUAAUUGAACACUCGUGAGUAUCACGAAACAUGUUGAUCUAAAGAUCCCACCUAGCUGACAAAUAAGUGUAACCCCUUACACACAAAAAAAAGAUAGUGCCUUUGUUUUUUGUUUUUUCUCCUUGCCCCACUGUAUAUAUAGCAUUUUGGAAUGAAACACUUACACAGGAUUUAUAUCUUUGUUAAAAGUCUAAUUUGUGGAAUCUUUAUUUGUGUCUUUUUAUUGUCAGUGUCCUGAACAUCCUAAUUGUCUGUUGUGUUUGUGUCAAUGAGUAACCUUGCACUUGAUCUAUAUACAAUAAGAAGCAGCAUAAGAAACAAAGUGUGUGUCUGGAAAAAAAACAAUUAACAACUAUACUUUGUUUCAUAUUUAGUCCGGUUUUGGCUUGAUUAAUUGUAUCCACCGACAUGCACAAAAUGCUUUUUUUGUGUGAUACAUGUUUUUAUAAAAAAAAAAGGAAAUGUAAUUCUGGUUUAUGUGCUGUAGAUGAAAUGUUUCAGAAAAGUUAAUUUGGGAUGCACUGAUAACUGUUUGUACGUGCUAUCUCUAGCCAGAUAAAGGCGAUCAGUAUAUUACAAUUUUCUCAAACACUAAAAUGUGAGACCAAAUAUUAAUUCGCCCCAAAAUCAAAGUAUCAAAGCUUGAUGUUUCUCGCAUUUGUAGACGGAAGCAUCCUAGAUUUCCAUAAAAGAGGCAAAAACAUAAUGUAGCUUCAAACUAACUAGUCUUAGUUUGUAUUGCUCCCUAAGUCAGUAUUGGUAUCAUGUAUCCCAAGUGGCAACUAUAGUCAUGUUAUUUAUUUACCUACAAUGCUUCUCAAUACUAAUUUGGUAUUAUAUACCCACACUGAGCCUUAUAGGACUAUGUAACCCCACACCUUUUUGCUUAUGCUUUUCUUGCCUUUGAAACUGGCAUGGAAAGUGACAAGUCGAAGACAUCUCAACAGAGCUGUCCAUUAUUUCAACCGUAUAAAUAAUGGAAGCUUUGAAAACGAACAGCGUAUGUCGGUAGAUAAAUGAAUCGAUCUGUAUGAGUGCCUUGUAUUGCCCACAUUUUUGGCAUGUGAUUGCCAAUGAGAUAGACCCCAACCCCUCCUCCCUAUUUUGUGCCUCUCAAAACAGGAGAGCAGAUCAAUGUGACCUCUUUUCUUCUGACCUACUUGCUCAUUGUGCUUGAUGGCAAGGAGUCAGCGCAAGACAAACCAGUGGGCUGAAACCCCUCAUAACAUAACCCCUACGUAGCUGUUAUUGUUUUGUUUUGUUCAUAUGGUCAGCGUGCCGAAUUGUUUAAAAACUACAAAAUGUCUUUGAUAUUCAGUUUGAACGUGACGUUGGUGCAUUGUUCUGACUGUGCCCCGUGCUAUAGCCAUUAUAACAUGGAAAACUGGGGAAUUAUUGUGCUAUUCACGCUGAGUUUUUAUGCAUUCGUUUUCUAUGUUUCUGUAUCUGCUAAAAUCUACAGUAACCUUUCCUUUGUGAACCACCAUCCCUCCCCCCCCCCCCCCCCCCCGACAGUUAUACAGUUUAUUAUAUAGACCACUUGUAUUUAGCCAACUAUACAUUAGACUAUGUAACAUACUAUACCGAAAAUAACCAUGCCUUUUGACAAUUGUUUAAUUCUUUUUUCAUAUUAAAUAUAUUUGCAAUGAUUUGCAUUAUGCUACCAUG
Messenger RNA from Gadus morhua (Atlantic cod), 6061 nucleotides. RefSeq names its product aryl hydrocarbon receptor. Gene Ontology annotation, cellular component: nucleus; aryl hydrocarbon receptor complex. Gene Ontology annotation, molecular function: nuclear receptor activity; transcription cis-regulatory region binding. Gene Ontology annotation, biological process: xenobiotic metabolic process; regulation of transcription by RNA polymerase II; response to xenobiotic stimulus. The transcript has 9 exons. The record is from RefSeq and is a predicted model, not a curated record. Lineage: Eukaryota; Metazoa; Chordata; Actinopteri; Gadiformes; Gadidae. Bases 754 to 3882 code for a protein of 1042 amino acids.